GCCUGUCGGUACGCGAUCUUGAAAAGCACGCGCAGCUUUGGCUGCCCAAAAAUCCUUCGGCCCGCGGGGGCCCAUCUGGUGAUAGGAUGGCUGCGCCGGAUAACAGACAGAGCUAUCUCGCCGCCGGCAUCAACGCCAUAUCGCCCUGGGGCUCGCGCAACACCACCCCGAAGACAAAGCCCGCGCCCGAAGACGAACAGCCUACCGAGCUGAGUUUGGCCUCGCAACGAGGCGGCGACCAUACCGUCAGCCACAGACACCGGUUGAGCCUGAAGAAAUACCCAAAAGAUUGCCCGCCACUCGUUGUGCAGUGGUUCCAUGCGGUGGAUAUUCCCAAGCGCAAGGCUCUGCCCUUUGGCGGCAACGCCCCCACGCCCGAGAAAUUGCCCGUGCCGAAGAAAUGGAUUACUUUCUCUCCAGGAGACUCUCGCGCGCUUGAAGCAACGUUCCAGAAACUCUCAGACGAAGCCGAGGCCACCGAGCGGCAGAAGCAGCACCACCAGGGAGGUGAUUUAGGGGACACAAAGAAGCCGGAAGAAGCACUGCCCCACUGGCGGCUCAAGGAACGCCAUGUGCGCUGGGAGAGAAAGGAUCGGAUGCUCAAGGCCCACGUGCCUGUAAAUGAGGACUUUCUUUUCGACGUCGAUGUGGAGGAACGAGAAUUGUUGCCGGCUUACUGGCAAGGACCCAUUUACGAGGUUCGCCGCGGCACAUGGUUCUACCAAGACAGUGCGACUAGUCUCCGACCUUGCGACGAGAAUCUUGCUAUGCAGCUUGAGGAGGGAUUUCUGAAAGUAAAGCCAUGGCGGUUUGGACGCCCAACUCAUCAGCGUUCUGCAUCGCAACCGAAGACGCAACAGAUCUCUUCGCAGCCAGGGGAAGACCAGGGAAAGGCAAUUUCAAGAUCUUCAACCGUCAAAUCAACACCAUCUUCGGACUCCAGUAAGGCCGAACAAGGACCUGAGGCUACCGGGAAGGAACUAGGAGCUGAAGAAACUCCAGCAGUACAGGAAAAUCCGAAGACUCAUCGUCUAUUCGGAGCGCACAUGAACUCAGUUGUAACUUAUCAGGAUGCUACGACCGCAUGGCUAUUGACCGACGACUUUCUGUCUCGCAUGAGUAGUACGAUGUACCAACGUUUUGCUGGUGGUGGCCAUUUCGCAGGCGUUAAGCUUAUUCGAGGUUUCGUGGAUCUGAAGUCGGAAAGAGAAAAGGCAAAAAAGGCAAAACCAAAGGACGAGAAAGAGGCCGAGUCGGAAAACAAAAUCGCAACCCCUUCAAAGCAGGGCUCGACAGCAGCAGAUGGUUCGUCGGGUGAUCAGAGUGAGGCCGAGGCCGAAACCCCUUCCGAAACGCGGCGCCGCACUCUUGAGCGCCAAAUGUCCAAUUUGAUGGCAGCUGCGCGGCCAGAUGACCCGGAGAAGCAAGAAGAGGAAGUCCGUAAGCGAGCGGAGAGGGAGAUUCGAGACGACUACAAAGAGCAAGAAGGAGACGAACAAGGCAGAGAUAUUGAACAUCUCCUGCUGGUGACGCAUGGUAUCGGACAACGCUUGGGUAUGCGGAUGGAAUCUGUCAACUUUGUACACGACGUCAACACCCUUCGAAAAACCCUCAAGACCGUCUACACCAACUCGGCAGACCUACAAGCUCUUAAUAGCGAGGUUGAUAAGUUGCCAAAGAACUGUCGCGUUCAGGUCCUGCCCAUCGUCUGGAGACAUUUACUAGACUUCCCCAAACAGAGUCUGAAGCAUAACCGCGAAGAGUUUGACCUUGGAGAUGCUCACGUCAACGGAGAGGAUGAAUUUCCCAGCCUGGAAGACAUAACUGUCGAAGGCGUACCUGCUGUACGAAACCUCAUCACUGAUCUUGCUUUGGAUGUCUUGUUGUUUCAGAGCCCGGCCUACAAAACCCACAUCACUCGAAUUGUUCGCCAAGAAUGUAACAGAAUUUAUGGGCUCUUCAAGGAACGUAACCCGAGCUUCGACGGCAAGGUCAGCCUGGUCGGGCACUCCCUCGGAUCGGCAAUUAUGUUUGACAUUCUUUGCAACCAAAAAGACGAGCAGGCGCAAAAGGAACGACACAGGCAUCACCAGAGGCACCGCAGCGAAGACCAGGGAGUCAAGCUAGACUUUGAGGUUGAGGACUUUUAUGCCUUGGGCUCGCCAAUCGGACUCUUCCAAAUGCUCAGCGGCCGCACCAUUGCUGCUCGUGGAACGCACGCAGAACCGCCAAUCGCAACCUCGGAUCCAUUCCUCGACGAUCCAGCCGCCGCAACCGCGCACCCACCCCUCUUGGACAUCACGACGUCAUCGCCGAAAUGCGAGCGCGUCUUCAACAUCUUCCACCCCACCGACCCCAUCAGCUAUCGUCUCGAGCCGCUCAUUUCCCCGGCCAUGUCGACUCUCAAACCGCAGCCACUGCCCUACACAAAGAAGGGCAUCUUCGGCGCGCCUGUCGGGCAGGGCCUGACGGGCAUCGGCGCCCGCGUGGGCCAGUCCGUCUCGGGGCUCUGGUCGUCCUUCAGCUCGGGCAUCGCGAGCUCGCUGCUCAACCGCUCGCUCGGCCUCUCGGCAGAUGACGCGUCGAAGCUAGGAAACCCCGUUCCAGGGCAGCAGUCGCGCGUGCCGCUGUCGGUAAGCGGGGCGGGCCCGAACGCGGCUGCUGGCGGGGGUGGGCCAUCGGCGCAGGGUGGCGGCGCAGCAUCAUCAGCAGGAGCAGCAGCAGGCUCAUCGCUCGACGCCGAGGCAGCAACGGGCGGCGACGAGCGCAAGCGCAAGCUCGCGCAGGACGGCAGCAUCACGGUGGGCGACGAGGGCCAGCGCCCGCAGACGCUGAUCGACGGCGAGAUCGAGACGCUGUACUCGGGCUUCCAGAAGCGGCGUAAGAGCCAGCAGGCGGGGCUGGGCGGCGACGACGCCGAGGCGCAGCAGCAUCAGCUGCAGCAGCAGUCGGCUGAGUGGCAGGAGGUCGAGGAGCGUAGCCGCAAGUUGAGGCGCGAGGAGGCUAAGGUGCGCGCGCUGAAUAGUAAUGGUCGCGUGGAUUAUAGUAUCCAGGAAGGCGCCUUCGACAUCUCGCUCCUGGCCAGCAUCGCCAGCCACCUGUCGUACUACGCCGACGAGGACGUCAGCCACUUUAUGAUCUCGCAGCUGCUGGCGCGGCAUCGCGUCAUCAAGCGGGUCAAGAGCGCGCCCGACUUUAAGGGUGUGAGUUGAAUUGAGUGAUGGGUGGGGUGUUUCGUUUCAAUCAUCAUUCCUUUUUUUCUUCUGGGUGGUUGGAGAAGUAGUGGUAGAGUGAGAGAUAGACAGGAGGGGAAGGGAGGAAGGUGGCUUGUGUAGCCAGAGUUGUGUUUUGUUGCGUACCCGUAUCUCCAUCUAUUCUGAGAGACGGACGGACAGACGAACGUGGUUGA
Aplosporella prunicola CBS 121167 is the source of this 3409-nucleotide messenger RNA. RefSeq lists its product as uncharacterized. The transcript has 4 exons. Gene Ontology annotation, molecular function: glycerophospholipase activity; metal ion binding. The record is from RefSeq and is a predicted model, not a curated record. The coding region runs from base 87 to 3212 and encodes 1041 amino acids. Gene Ontology annotation, cellular component: cytoplasm. Lineage: Eukaryota; Fungi; Ascomycota; Dothideomycetes; Botryosphaeriales; Aplosporellaceae.